AUGGCGCAAAGUUUAUUUGUAUUGAUGAUUAUAUCAUCAAUACAAAUAUGUUGUGUAAAGAAGAAGAAGAAGAAGAAGAAGAAGAAGAAAAUUAAUGCAAAAACAGCUAAUGAAACUGAUAUGGUAGUAAACGCACGAAAGAAUACAGCUGAUAACACUGCGCAAAUGGCUAAGGAAACAAAUUUACGAAAGAGUAAAGAUGAGCGUAAAAGAGAUGAUCAAACUCAAGCUGAAGAAGGAUCUGAAAAAAGUGACGAAGAAAGAGCAGAUAUCAUACCGAUGAAUAAAGUUGAAAAUCUGGGCAAUAUUGAUGAAGUUCGCAAGGAAAAUAAAUUGGAAAUGGAAAAAGCAGCAGAAGAGAUUAAAUCAAUCCAUGAAAUGGACGAUCAGAAACCGUUCAAUGUUAUGGCAUAUUCAAAUUUGCAUGUUAAGAUUAAAGAGAAUAAAUGCAAGCUUUAUGAGACGAACGAUGAACCAACGAUUGAUGAGGAAGUUGAAGAUCCGCUCAUUUAA
Molecule: messenger RNA, 513 nt
Organism: Cercopithifilaria johnstoni
Lineage: Eukaryota; Metazoa; Nematoda; Chromadorea; Rhabditida; Onchocercidae
Source: the annotation of a GenBank genome assembly